Rubroshorea leprosula is the source of this 1391-nucleotide messenger RNA. Lineage: Eukaryota; Viridiplantae; Streptophyta; Magnoliopsida; Malvales; Dipterocarpaceae. The record is from the annotation of a GenBank genome assembly.
UUAUUAGUCCAACAUCCGCAUGGCGCCAUUUGAGGCUUUGUAUGGUCGAAGGUGUAGAUCACCUGUUUGUUGGACGAAAGUGGGCGAAAGGAGCAUUUUACGCCCAGAAUUGGUGCAACAAUCUUCUGAGAUUGUGCAGUUGAUCAAGGAACGCCUUCGUGCUGCACAAAGCAGGCAGAAAAGCUAUGCGGAUAGAAGGAGACGAGACCUCAAGUUUGAAGUUGGUGACCAUGUAUUUUUGAAGGUGUCACCCACUCGAGGUGUCCUCAGGUUUGGCAUCCGGGGAAAAUUGAGUCUGAGGUAUAUUGGACCAUAUCCUAUCUUGGAAAGGAUUGGCGAAGUAGCUUAUAGAUUGGAGUUGCCUGGAAAUCUAGUGGGUGUUCAUGAUGUGUUUCAUGUGUCCUUACUUCGGAAGUAUGUUUUCAACCCGAGUCACAUCAUUAAUCCCGAACCAAUUCAACUCCGAGAGGAUCUUACUUAUGAUGAGCACCCGAUCUGCAUUUUGGAUUUCAAGGAGAGGAUAAUACGGAGAAGGACCAUUCGUUUUGUUAAGGUCCUCUGGGACAACCAUUCGGUUGAAAAAGCUACUUAGGAGUUAGAAUCCAAGAUGAGGCAGGAACAUCCGCACCUCUUCCAAGAUUGAGGGAUGAGUUUAGGGGACUAAGCUCCUUUUUAGGAGGGGUGGAUGUAAUAUCCCAAAAUUUUCAAGAACAAUUAAGUGUAAGCUAGGGACCUGAUUGUGAGAAAGUAAUGUUUUAAACUUAAUCAUCAAUUUUCAAAAGUCAAGGGGCUAAAAAGAAAACCAAUUAGGAUAAGGAUCAAGCUUAGAUAUUUUUCUUUUCUUCCUCAUUGCACGCGGUCUGCUUUGUUUUUCUUCCCGAUUCUUCCUCUCCCGAAAGCCUCCCUCCCAGCCACCGAUUUCCCUCCUCUUGAGAAACGAUGAAGGCCUCUUGAAAUUUCCCUCCUUUCUUGCUCAAGAACCAAGUCUCAAGCCUAGAACUCUCUCCCUCAACCCAGAAAUUCCAGAUCUGCCCUGCGUCUUCCUCCCCUGCCGCCGGUUUCAACUGGUGUGGGUGUGAGAUUUCGGUUUUUUGCCAUUCCGUGACUCCCCUGCAAUUUUCUCGCCGACUCCUCCCAUAACCGCUAGCUCCAGCUUUGCUUGUUGAGGUUUUUGGUAGUGAGACCUGACGCAUGGGGAGCCAGGGGGAGUGACGAGCUAGAUGGCUAGGCACUUUUGGACUUAGAUUUUGUAGCUAAGCCGUUAGUCACCCAUUCUUGACUCAGAAGUUUUGUGUGCAAAACUUAGUUUUAGUCAUGAUUGUAUAUAUGAAGUUAUAAAUAUUGCACAUCUUGACUGGUAAGUAUUUGGUAAGUAAAAAGGUUUAGAUCUG